UUCGGAGUUUAUCUGUGCCGAAGCUUCUUCCGUCUUCUCUUUGUCGUCUCAUCGCCGGUGCCCUCGCUCGCCGACAAUGUUCUUCAAGAUUUUCCGUCCAUGCUGCGAAGACUCGCAGAUCUCCUCAUCCAUCAUCUCCUCCUCCUCCGCGAAGCUCAAGGAGACUCGGGAAAUGCUUCAGGAGAGGGAGCAUGUUCUGCAACAGAACAUAUCACUUGAGCGUGAUAGAGCAAAACAAUUUAUCAGGGAAAAGAAUAGACAAGCUGCAAAGAACUGCUUGAAGAGGAAAAUGUAUAUCGAAAGUAAAACGAAGCAGCUUAAGGUUUUCCAAUCGGCCAUUCGCAAUCAGGAGCAAAAGAUAGCAAGAUUGGCUGAGGUAGCAAAGCUCAAGAGACAACAAACACUCAUCUGAAGAGCAGCUGUUCAUGGAAACGGAGAUUGACUUAUUGAUUCUACUUGUACAUAGAUAUCAUAGCUACAACGAUUGGUUGAUAUUUGAUCAAAUGCUCUCUA
This is a messenger RNA of Zingiber officinale, 513 nucleotides long. Its product is annotated as vacuolar protein sorting-associated protein 32 homolog 1-like. The transcript is spliced from 4 exons. Gene Ontology annotation, cellular component: ESCRT III complex; multivesicular body; cytoplasmic side of plasma membrane. Lineage: Eukaryota; Viridiplantae; Streptophyta; Magnoliopsida; Zingiberales; Zingiberaceae. Gene Ontology annotation, biological process: vesicle budding from membrane; late endosome to vacuole transport via multivesicular body sorting pathway. Bases 77 to 412 code for a protein of 111 amino acids. The record is from RefSeq and is a predicted model, not a curated record.